This is a messenger RNA of Mycotypha africana, 384 nucleotides long. RefSeq names its product endoribonuclease L-PSP. NCBI's taxonomy places the organism in Eukaryota, Fungi, Mucoromycota, Mucoromycetes, Mucorales, Mycotyphaceae. Gene Ontology annotation, molecular function: deaminase activity. Gene Ontology annotation, cellular component: cytosol; mitochondrion. The transcript has 5 exons. The record is from RefSeq and is a predicted model, not a curated record. Bases 1 to 384 code for a protein of 127 amino acids.
AUGUCGUUAGCUCGCGUUCACACUGAUUCCGCUCCUGCCGCUGUUGGUCCUUAUGCUCAAGCUAUCAAAGCAAACGGUUUCGUUUACACCUCAGGUCAAGUUGCCUUAAACCCUGCUACAGGUAAAGUAGUUGAAGGUGAAAUUAAGGAACAAACGAAGCAGGUCUUUUUGAACCUCACUGAGGUCUUGAAGGCCGCUGGUUCCAGCCUUGAUAAGGUUGUCAAAACCACUGUCUUCCUUAGAGACAUGAAUGACUUUGCUGCUAUGAAUGAAGUUUAUGCUACCUUUUUCCCUACUCAUCAACCUGCUCGUUCGGCUGUUCAAGUUGCUCGUCUCCCUUUGGAUGUUGCUGUUGAAAUUGAAUGUGUUGCUUUGACUGAUUAG